This is a messenger RNA of Mycetomoellerius zeteki, 1799 nucleotides long. It is a transcript of the gene DNApol-epsilon58, whose product is annotated as DNA polymerase epsilon subunit 2. Gene Ontology annotation, cellular component: epsilon DNA polymerase complex. Bases 212 to 1780 code for a protein of 522 amino acids. Gene Ontology annotation, molecular function: DNA binding. NCBI's taxonomy places the organism in Eukaryota, Metazoa, Arthropoda, Insecta, Hymenoptera, Formicidae. The transcript has 4 exons. Gene Ontology annotation, biological process: DNA-templated DNA replication; error-prone translesion synthesis. The record is from RefSeq and is a predicted model, not a curated record.
AAUAUGUAGUAUGAUAUGGACUUUAGAUUUAAAAGCGGGAAAAUGUUGAGAAAAGAAGAAACGCCUAACCUCUUUGCGUGGUUCUCUUUUUCGAUGAUUUAAUUUAUAUUACAUAGUAAAUUUAUGUCUGUUUAAUGUAAUUACUUAAUUUCGUAGCACUGUGUAUGCUUUUUUUUAUUCGUAACUGUAUGUUUACGUAUUGUAUAUAACGAUGGCUGACAGUAAAUGCAUACAGAUGAUUCAAACAAAUUUUUCAUUAUACGGCUUGGUAUUAUCAAGAGAACUUAGAGUAUCUCUCGCAAAGCAAUUAUUAAAAAUACCACAAAAUGAACGUGAACCUUGGCUUAGUCGUAUUAUAGAACUGAUUCUGGCUCAAAAUUUGGAUGAUCCACAUGUUGGAGCUGAACAUAUAAAAAUUGCUAUAGAAGAAUGCUCAGAGCCAAAUAAAUUGAAAGACACAGAAACAGUGUUCAAUGUUAUAGAUGGAUAUAAUAUACCAAAAAUAAAAUACGAUAUUUCUAAAAAGAAAUUUAUCAUUGACAAUGAAAACUCAUAUCCUGAAACACAAUAUAAAUCAUUGGUUUUUAAAUAUCGUUUUGAAAUGGCAUGGUAUAAAACUCUAAGGCACAAGCAAUUUUUGUCAUCUAAAUUUGAGAAACAGCAAACACAUAAAACAAAUUUAAUACCUAUCGAAUAUCUAUUAAGUGAGCUGAGAACAGGGAAUGUAUGCAUAAUGGGUCUAAUAACACAAUUAAUGGAAGAUCAAUAUUAUUUAGAAGAUACAAGUGGAACUGUCAAGAUUGACCUCAGCAAUACAGAUUUUCAAGAUACUUUUAUUAUGGAAGGUUUUAUAGUAAUAGUCAACGGUGUUUACAAGGAUGAUAUAUUACAUGUAAAAACUAUCAACCUUCCACCAAUAGAAUCGUCGGAAAGCUUGCGAUCAGAUUUUGGCGACACAAAUACAUUUGGUGGCCCACAUAAUAUAUCUUUAAAAAUGUCAGAAAAAUUACAAAUCCACGAAGAAACUAACCAGGAUGGAAUGAUAGUAUUCAUAGCAGAAUUAUGGUUGGAUGUUCCACGUGUUUUACAAAAAUUUAGGACAAUACUGGAUGGUUACAUAGAUUAUCCUCCUAUAGCUUUUGUAUUGUGUGGUCAUUUCUUAAGUUUCCACCCUACAAAUAUAACUAGUGCGAAAGCUUUGAUAACAGGUUUUAAAAAUUUAGCUGACAUAAUAACACAAUACACAAAUAUAAAAGAAUCUACCAAAUUUGUUUUUGUACCUGGCCCACAUGAUUUAGGCUCUCCUAAAAUUUUACCAAAACCUCCUUUACCUAAAUGCAUUAUUGAAGAAGUUACGAAAAUGAUACCAAACGCUAUUUUUACAACAAAUCCAUGUAGAAUACAGUACUCUACAAAGGAAAUUGUAAUAUUAAGAGAAGAUAUGUUGACAAAAAUGUGUAGGAAUACGCUUCGUUUUCCGAAAGAAGAACAUUUUUUUAAACAUUUUGCCAAAGCCAUCAUCAGCCAAUCACAUCUGACCCCAGUGCCUCUUCAAGUUGUUCCAGUAUAUUGGAAAUAUGACCAUGCUCUACAGAUAUUUCCAACACCAGAUCUCAUUGUAAUUGCUGACAAUUUUGAAACAUACACGACUAACUAUUCUGAUUGUUAUGUGAUAAAUCCCGGAAUGUUCGCGAAAAACAAUUUUUCGUUUCAAUCUUAUGUGCCUGCCAUUAAUCAAAUUCAGGAUUGUCAACUUCCAAACGACACCAAUGUUACUUAAGUCGAGAAGAUAAUUAUAU